GCUUUGUACUCUAGGAAAAAUUCAAUAGGCUUGGUUUGGGAGUGUGUGUGCGAGACAAGAGAGUUCUCCUCGCCUUCCUGUAGGAUGUGCCGCCUUUCUUUUCUUUUGGCUAUCUGCCUUUUGGCAGGCGUAGGCCUUUGCCGGGCUGCUGCCGAGGACACUCCAGCACCUACUGCUGAGCAGAACUUGGGAAAGAGCCACCAGGGCUCGGCCACCGAUGAUGAAGUUGUUGCCAGAGAUGAAGAGCGCAUCAAGCUCGAUGGCCUCAACGUUUCCCAGAUCAAGGAACUCCGUGAUCAGUCCGAGAAGCAUGCUUUUGAGGCUGAAGUGAGCCGCAUGAUGAAGCUCAUUAUCAACUCACUUUACCGCAACAAGGAGAUCUUCUUGAGAGAGUUGAUUUCUAACUCUUCCGAUGCUCUGGACAAGAUCCGCUUCCUGUCCCUGACCGACAAGAACCAGAUGGACUCGCAGCCCGAGACCACUAUCCGCAUCAAGGCCGACAAGGAGAACCACAUCUUGCACAUCACCGACACUGGUAUCGGUAUGACCAAGAAGGACCUUGUCAACAACCUGGGAACAAUUGCCAAGUCUGGCACCAGCGAGUUUGUCGCUAAGAUGGGCGAGAACCAAAACGAGGGCUCGCAGAGCGACCUCAUUGGACAGUUCGGAGUUGGUUUCUACUCUGCUUUCCUCGUCGCCGACACCGUUAUCGUCACCAGCAAGAACAACGAUGAUGACCAAUACAUCUGGGAAUCGAAUGCCGGUGAGUUCACCGUGAGCCGCGACCCCCGUGGCAACACCCUUGGCCGUGGCACCUGUGUCAGUCUGUACCUGAAGGAGGAGGCAUAUGACUUCGUCGAGCAGGAUACCCUGAAGAACUUGAUUGGCAAGUACAGCCAGUUCAUCAACUUCCCCAUUUUCUUGUGGACUAGCAAAACCAUUGAAGUCGAGGAGCCUAUCAUUGAGGAUGAAGACGAGACCCCAGCCACUGCGGACUCUGACGAGGAGGGCAGUGUUGAGGAGGCCAAGAAGGAGGACUCUCCCAAGACUGAGAAGGUUGAGAAGACUGUCUGGGACUGGGAGAAGAUGAAUGCCAGCAAGCCACUGUGGACUCGCAACCCCCGAGAUGUCUCCGACGAGGAGUACACCAACUUCUACAAGUCCUUCACCAAGGACAAGGAAGAGCAGGGCGCACACAUGCACUUUGUUGCUGAGGGUGAGGUCUCUUUCCGCAGCGUGCUCUUCAUCCCCAAGGAUGCCCCCAGGGACUACGACUCUCACUCCCGUGACCCUAUCUCACGCAACAUCAAGCUUUAUGUGCGUCGCGUCUUCAUCACUGACGAGCUCACCGACCUGAUGCCCAAGUACCUGGAGUUCAUCCGUGGUGUUGUCGACUCUGAUGAUCUGCCCCUGAACGUUUCCCGUGAGAACUUGCAACAGCACAAGCUGCUCAAGGUCAUCCGCAAGAAGCUGGUCCGCAAGGCCCUGGACAUGAUCAAGAAGAUCCCCGCUGACAAGUACAUGCACUUCUUCCAGCAGUUCGGCCAGAGCCUCAAGAUGGGCAUCAUCGACGAUCACAGCAACCGCUCUCGCCUUGCCAAGCUUCUCCGCUUCCACUCCUCCAACGGUACUGAGAUGACAUCCCUGACCGAAUACCAGGAGCGUAUGCAGGAGAAACAGGAGUACAUCUACUUCAUGGCUGCUGCCAAUGUUGAGGAGGCCAAGAGUUCCCCAUUCGUUGAACAGCUCUUGAAGAAGGGAUACGAAGUCCUAUAUCUGAUUGACCCCAUUGACGAGUACACUCUCCAGCAAGUUGCAGAGUUUGACGGCAAGAAGUUCCAGAAUGCUGCCAAGGACGGUCUCGUCAUUGGUGACAACAACGACAAGAAGAAGCAGCGUGUCGAGGCACUCACAACCAAGUUCAAGCCUCUUGUCACUUUCCUCGAGAAGAAUGCUCUCAAGGACAAGAUCGAGAAGGUUGUUGUCAGCCAGCGUCUCCAUGAGUCUCCUUGUGCCCUUGUUGCCAACCAGUGGGGAUGGUCAGGAAACAUGGACCGUAUCAUGCGUGCCCAGGGUGUGCACCGCCAGAACCGUGACUCGCAUAUGUUCGAGCAGAAGAAGAUCUUCGAGAUCAACCCAUACCAUCCUCUUGUCAAGACUCUCCUGACCAGCGUUGAGGAGGAUCCAGAGUCUGAGCGCACCAGCGACCUUGCCAUUGUCUUGUACGAGACUUCCAUCCUUCGCUCUGGCUUCACUGUCCCUGACACCGUCUCCUUUGCUUCUCGUAUCGAGCGCAUGCUCCGUGUGAGCGCUGGUGUUGCCGAGGAUGCUCAGAUCGAGGAGGUUGCAGAUGAGGAUGAGGAAGAAGUAAUUGAAGAAGAGGAGGUUGCUGAGGAGGAGGAGGUUGCUGCUGAGGAGGAGGAGGAGACAACCACCACCGAGGCUGAUGCUGCUCCCGAGGAGGAGACCGCUGCCAAGGAGGAGUUGUAAGCGCUUUCCCCACUCACUUUUUUUUUUUACAUAAUUAUCUCAAAGGCCCAUUUUUGACAGUAGCAGACCGGCAUCAAUUUACGAUUACAUUGGAAACAUUAAUCAUGCAUCCGCUUUAGUUUCUGUCCCAGCAUGUUUGGUACAUGCUGCAGGUAGCGCAAGAGAGCAGCUAGCUAUCUCUCAGUCUCUCGUAGUCACAAGCACACGCAAUUGCCUAUCUGGACAGAGUCCCAAAAUGCAAUAAUAGAGUUGUGUACCAUUGCUGUCAUACUGCUGCUAUUGCUACUGCUACUGCUGUACAUGUCCUGCUGCUCUGCUUGGCCUGUGACCCCCUGCUGGUUUUCUCUAUACUUGUGAGGUGUUGAUCUCGUCUUA
Messenger RNA from Sycon ciliatum, 2865 nucleotides. RefSeq names its product endoplasmin-like. Gene Ontology annotation, biological process: protein folding. The record is from RefSeq and is a predicted model, not a curated record. The transcript has 14 exons. Gene Ontology annotation, cellular component: endoplasmic reticulum; perinuclear region of cytoplasm. Gene Ontology annotation, molecular function: ATP hydrolysis activity; ATP binding; ATP-dependent protein folding chaperone. The coding region runs from base 85 to 2490 and encodes 801 amino acids. NCBI's taxonomy places the organism in Eukaryota, Metazoa, Porifera, Calcarea, Leucosolenida, Sycettidae.